Thlaspi arvense is the source of this 1321-nucleotide messenger RNA. NCBI's taxonomy places the organism in Eukaryota, Viridiplantae, Streptophyta, Magnoliopsida, Brassicales, Brassicaceae. The record is from the annotation of a GenBank genome assembly.
UCGAAAGAUUUGCUAUUACAGAUAUGAUAGCACACGAAUGGACUGAAUCACCCACUCUUCUUUUACUCCCCACAAAGAAAUUCACUUUAUUAAUAAUCAAUCUCUGCCAUUUUCAAAAUCAAAUUCGUUUGCAGAGACGACGGAGAUGGCAGAGUAUUUGGUAACCGGAGGAACUGGCUUCAUCGCUUCUUACAUCGUCAAAUCACUCCUCGAACUCGGACACACCGUUCGAACCACUGUCCGAGACCCUCGGGAUGAAGAAAAGGUGGGUUUUCUAUGGGAAUUGAAAGGAGCGAAACAGAGGCUGAAGAUUUUCAAAGCUGAUCUAACGGUGGAAAGAAGCUUUGACGAAGCAGUGAACGGUGUCGAUGGAGUAUUCCACACGGCUUCUCCUGUUCUCGUCCCACAGGAUCACAACGUUCAAGAGACACUGGUUGAUCCAAUCAUUAAAGGAACAACCAACGUGAUGAACUCUUGUGCAAAGUCCAAAACUUUGAAAAGAAUCGUUCUCACAUCUUCUUGCUCUUCGAUACGGUACCGUUUCGAUGCCACUGAAGCCUCUCCGCUCAACGAGUCUCAUUGGAGCGACCCUGACUACUGCAAACGCUUCAAUCUUUGGUACGGAUACGCAAAGACUCUAGGGGAGAAAGAGGCUUGGAGGAUAGCUGAAGAGAAAGGUUUAAACUUGGUGGUUGUGAACCCUUCCUUUGUGGUUGGUCCAUUGCUUGGACCAAAACCAACAAGCACUCUGCUUAUGAUCCUCGCCAUUGUCAAGGGUCUUGCCGGAGAGUAUCCGAAUUUCACGGUCGGGUUUGUGCACAUUGACGAUGUGGUUGCUGCCCAUGUGUUAGCCAUGGAAGAGCCUAAAGCAUCAGGGAGGAUCGUGUGUUCGAGCUCUGUUGCUCAUUGGUCUGAGAUCAUUGAGUUGCUAAGAAACAAGUAUCCUAAUUACCCACUUGAGAACAAGUGCAAUAACAAAGAAGGGGACAAUAGUCCACAUAGUAUGGAUACAAGGAAGAUACAAGAGUUGGGAUUUGCUUCAUUCAAGUCACUACCUGAGAUGUUUGAUGAUUGUAUCCGCAGCUUUCAGGAGAAGGGUCUGCUCUGAAGAUUUUAGUCUCUUCUGGAGCGUAACAAGUUAUUUCUAUGGAUUGAUGUCUAUGAAGUUGUAACUGAUCAAAGAACCUCUGUUAGUUACUGAUUCCAGUAUAAAUUCAAUAAUUAAGCUGGUUUUUUUUUAACUCCUUCCAAUAUUUCAAACAUUUUAUUACAUGGAAUCCUACCAUGAGACAAUAUGUAACCAUACCAAAAGGUCCAAAAC